AAUUUGACUCGGAUCACAGUUCGCUCGGGGAAAUGAUUCACUGUUAAUUUGUUCACUUGGAAGACACAUAAUGUUUGUAUUCACUCGAGACGAAAACUAAUCAAUUAUGGAAGAUUAUUUGAAGGAGGAAGGCGAGAUUUCAGACGAGGAGAGUUCUCCACACAAUCAUAAAUUUAGGCCACGUAGAAGAGCAAAUUUGAUGUCACCAGAAGUUCUUCGGAACAGGAACAAUAAUUUACCUCACCCUAAAAACAUUGUGCCAUCGUUAUUGAAUAUAGAUACUAGACCUUCUCUUAGUUUUAUCAACCAGCGAAAAACAGCAACACAGGUGACGCCAAGUGGAAAAGGUCAAGAAAGGAAACAUUCCAGUUCAAAAUUAUGGUCAAAUUCAUCAUUGAAAAAUACAACAGAGCAAUCCAAGGUGUCAUCGGAAGAAGAGACUGACAACUUUGCAGAACUUCUGCAGCAGUAUAAAGACAUUCAGGGAAAGCUGGCCUCUUUAAGACAGGAGGAAGAACAACUUGUUAAGAAUGUUGAGCAGAAAAAAGGCACUGAACCCUUGAAACCUGCUGAGGAAAAAGAAUCUGUAAAAAACAACCCAUUGACAGUUGAUCUGACCUCCUCUCCGGUUCUGACAUCUGGCAGUCCCAUUGUUAUAGAUUCCCCCUCCUCCCCAGUUGUGAUAUCAUCUGAUGCUGCAUCCAGCCCUCUACCUGAUCAGGCUGAAAACUACGAUGAUGAAGAACUUGAUGAGUUGGAACUACGUAGGAUUGCUCUGGCGUCUGCUGCUGAGAAAAUGCUGCAAGAUGAAAAGGAUGAUAUGGUUGAGGAAGGAAACCAGUCACAGGAGGCAGAAAAUAGCUCAAAGGAAGCGGUAUCUGGCUCUAGUGCCAAUCAGAGCCAUGCGGAGGGGAAACGGGGGAAGAAUUGUGGAAAUCAAAACAUUGGAAGGGCAGGAACAUCCGAAAAUAAACGGUCAAGGAAAUUGCCUCCUGUGAAUUCUUGGGACAGGGAAUCACGAUGGAGAAAAGAUUAUCAUUCAAGAUUGAGGGCCCGCACUCCAUUAGUGUCAGCAAGACGCACCUCUCUCUCUGCCAGAACAUUGCCCUUUCCAAGCUCCGGAAGGCGAACUUCAGCCUCGACCUUGGAAAGGUCAAGAUCACGGGUUGAAUCAACUACAGAGAGACAGCGUGAAGCUUUUAGGCCUUCAGCCGUGAAAAGGACUGCUAGUAGGGAAUCAAGUAACAAAAGAACGUCUGAGGCUGCCGAUAAAACGAGAGAAAUUCAGAAGAUUUUGACCUUGGACGACCCGAAGGAGCAGGUGGCAAGGUUCCUGUCCUUGAUCAGUAAGGAGGGGGACCAGGUGACGGAGAGUGGGGACAGUGUGAAUGGUGGACCCCCUUUGCCAGCCAAUGACAACUAUGAGGCAGUGGAGAUGGACCUUGACAGUGACCCGGAGUCUCCAGGUGUGGUACCAAUGGCCGAGGAGUUAUUUGAACCAGACUUUUACAAUGCUAUGCAACCAAUGUACCGUACUCAGCAGUCCAGCUAUGAAUAUGAACCCUACGACCCAGAAUGGAGCUGGUCCACGUCAGAAACGGGUUACCAUAGCGACCCAAUGCAAAUGACUGCCGGUCAUCUACCGGUGAACAUGGUGCUAGGCUCUACUUCCAUCCAAGAUCCAAGCUCACAACAGAUCUCUGUUCUUCCUUUAAAUCAAACGUAUUCCCAAGUACAGAGCCAGGACCUAGGAAUGAGUUCAAACUUUGGCAACCUGUAUAUGCAAGAAAGCAACAGUGUAAUGGGGUACAGUGCAUAUGGACUUAAUCUGGGUGUUUUAGCUGGAACUAUGCUAGUGACAGAUAUGCUUCCCCCACCCCCACCACCCCCUCCCCCUCCACUGCCAGAAGAGCCGCCCCCUAACCCCCCCUUGCCCUCGGACUCUCAACCUCCCCUCCCCCCAUCAGGCAUAGAGUUUGCCACCCAAUUUGCUCAAGGCCAGACAUCACAUGACAUUCAAGGCAAUGAACUAGCCAGCUCAUAUCAGUUGGGUCAAAUCCACAGCCACAAUGCACAUAUGUUCUCUAUUCCUGCAAACCACUCUGAUAGUUUGGAACGUGACCACAGUGUAGUGCACCAUAGCAAAAGCCAAUUCGGUAUUACGCAAUCACACCUACAGUUUGUCCACAGGUCUGCAUCAGAACCUCAACUGCUUCCCUCUCAAAACAAUGUGCAAUCAUAUGAGACAAGCUUAGGAUAUUCAGAUCUAACUGGCCCGGGAGUAGUCUAUUCAGAUGCAUAUCUCUCGGAGAAUCAGUUCAAAACUUCUGCUAUUUCCCAGUCAGAAAGUUACAAUAUUUUUCGAGAUAGAAAACCAGUUAAUCCUAGAAAAAGUGAGGCUAACGUCCAAGCAAAAGCCACAAAUGUUACUCGGACAAACGGAACAAUCAAGUCCAAAGCAGUCGCCGAACUCGUUGAAAAAGCAAAUAAGAAGACUAAAGACAUAAAGGAAAAUAACAAAUUUGGGUCUGUAGAUGCAGAAAAUGAUACUGUUAAUAAUCAGAAGGGACUGGAUGAGGAGGCAGUUUUGAGGGCACAGCUGCUUAGAUCCUUGGAGAACAGGAAGAAACAAAAGUUAAUAGAGAGCUACACCAAGUCGGAAAUUCCACCCAGCGUGUCUCGGAGUGAAUCCUCAGUUGUUAGCAGUCUGAGUCGCAGUCAGUCCCCCAGCAUGCCUUCUGUAUCUGUGGUCCCAAAACACAAAAAGCCUGCACAGAACAAGGUCACCCUGGGGAAUUUCCCGAUCCAUCGUCCAGUUAUUAUCCCCCUUGGUGAAGACUCUUCAGAGGAAGAUGAGGAGGAGGAGGAAACAGUGGCGCCACCUGGUGGUAAACCUCACAUGGUGGACUUCCUAGGCGGACUCGACUCCUUCCUGAAGGAAGCGAGGAGAGAUUCAGAGGUGCCUGUGUCAGCAGAUUCCACUGCAGCUGAUAGGGCCGCUGAGCAAGAGGAGGCACUCCUAGCUCUCCAGAAGAGACAGGCCCUGUUAUCCAGGGCACGCAAGUGUGAGAUCACCAUUCAAAAACAAAAUGAAAGCAUAACGCGUGACCAGGCACAGCUGAAAAGCUUGGUGAUACAGGCCUCCAAGUACCUGCAGAAUGUCAAGGUCUCUGAGGUCAAGGUGGCUCAACUCAAGGAGCAGCUUGCCGCCGCUGAAACUGUGGCAACUGCCAACAGGGGCGCCCUGGAGAGGACAAAAACACAGGCUCGAAUAGUCAAGGACAGGCUUGUAAAGAAGAAAACCCUCUAUGAGGAGAUCCAAUCUAGUCUGGAGGAAACCAAGGCUGAGCUGAAUAAGUUUGGCAUCGCAUUGACAACCUUCAAUGGCCAGCCAACGGUUGUCAUCACCUCUCAAGGGUCCCCACUGGCGCACGAUACCAGGAAUAUGGUUACAACUUCCAGUAAUCCCAUUGGUUCAGUGUCACCUCUGAAGGAUUUGAGAGUGGUCACGGCUUCAGGGGGCCUGUCUCUGAUGGCGGAUGGAAAGUCGCCUGUGAAAAGACUUGUACAGCCUAGCAAACAGAGUCUGCACAUGGUAGGGAAGAAUGUUGGCAAAGGCCAAAAACAGAAUAUGUCAAUCACAAUCAAAAACAAGCCAAUCACAAACGUUACACAAAAUAUAGUGGAACUUAAAUCAAAAACGCCAACAUCAAGUGACGAUGAUGCUUCUACCUCGAAAUUUAAAACCUACGAAGAUAAAUUGAAGGAGAAAUUGCGACUCCAGAAAUUAGCUCUGGAAUAUGAGACCAAACUAAAAGAGAUGAAGUUGAAACAAUUACAAGCUCAGAAACGUGGCAUGCUGAAAAAAGUGUUGACACCAAAAAAGUCUAUAUCUGAAAGUACUGCCAACAAUGAAGCACCAAGUAAAAGUGUUCUUAUGUUAGAGAAAAUAGAACUCGGCUCAGAUGCUAUUGAUCUCACAAGCGACGAGGCUGAAGUGCCUUCAACACGUCGAAAGUCACUCCUGGAUUUAAACCCCAGUACAAAACCAAACCUGAACUUGAAGCAGGGUGUGUUACGCACAAAUAUUGCUGAGGAAAAUGUGAAUAAAUUUGAAAUAACCAUUCCAGAAGGCAAGGCAGUGUUGAAGGUCCUGAAAAUGCAGAAAUCCUGGAUUGACGCCAGUUUGAAGCCUGUCCAUCAGCGCCUGUCUCUGAGCCUGGGCAACAGAUUGUACAGAGAUCUGGAGGGAAGGCCACAACAGUUGGCGUCCCUGAGUGCAUACAAAUCGCCUACCUCAUCCUCUGCCAGUCUGUCACAUAGUGAGGCUGCUGCAUGGACCUACAAAAGUCCUCUGCUACAUUUCAAAUCAUAUAGGUUCAGUCCGUAUUUCCGUACAAAAGCGGGUCGACCCCUCUCGUCAAGAAGUGUGUCCCACAAGGUGCUCCCCAAGGUGGUGCUCUGCAGAUAUGAUCUUCUGGGAACGUGCAAUGAUGACAAGUGUAAAGGGCAGCACCAGGCCCACUAUACCAUGAACGACAAGGAAAUACUGCUGGACAUUCUUGCCUAUUGCCCCGCACUUUCAGGAGCCACUAACACUAUGCCUGCCAAAAUAGUGACCAAGCUAAUGGAGGAGUACAUAGACCGGCUACAGAAGCAGAACCAGGGGAGGCUGAAGUUGGAUGAGCUAUGUCUACUUCUCAUCAGCAGAGUCAAUGAGCAUGCCAAGCAUGUGCCGCCACAUACGAUGUUUUACAACAUGCGACUCUUCAGACCCAAGCAAGAUGAGACAAAGUUCAUAAAAACUGCAGACCCUUUGGCUUUCAAGGAUUCCAAACAAGCUGAAGUGUUCAUCCAGCCAACACCAGGGCGCCCAAAGACAGAGGAGGGUGGGUUGUGUGAGGACGACUGUAGAUAUUUCUACGACAGUACCGACUGUGAUGUCACCACCCUGGAGGACACUGUCAUGGCCACGCCCGGCAACCCAGCGCUAUGGUUACAGCUGGCCAAUAGGAAGUUGAAUAAUUCUAAAAGUUCACCAGAGAAGUGUUUGGACGAAGCCUUGAAUGUUUUGGCGCGCGGUUUGGAAGCAAACAAGACUAACAGUGCCCUGUGGGAGCGAUACCUACACCUGUACAGCAGGCACUCAGACUCUGGGGACCUGCUGGACUGGUGCCAAGUGGCCCUGCAUAGUGCUCCAAGCUUCAACAUCUGGUGGAAGUAUCUCCACAGUUUGCAGUCGUACACCGAGCGCAACAUCGUGUGUACAGAGCUGGUGGAUUAUCUGUGUUCAGUCCAGCCUGCGCAAGCCCCGGACCCCUUCACUUCACACCAUCUCCUGGAGACCAUGCUGUACAAGGCACAUCUCAGUGUGCUAGCGGGACAGGCGCAGUAUGCCAGGAACAUACUACAGGGCUACUUUGUGAAGAGUGAAGGCAAACUGUCGUGUCAGCUGAGUCUGACAAUCCAGGACAGAUGCAUUCUCUGGCUGUCCCACAUUCACCUGUUGUCAUGGCACCAGUUGCCUGAAGCCCUUUGGGACCCGCAGGACUGUAUGUCUGGGAAGAUUGUGAACAAGGAGAACCUCAUCCUUCCCUGGUCAAGUUCCCCUGUAGCUGAUAUGUCCGCAAGCCAACAGAUGGCGUUGCUACAGGAAGCUGCCAGUGUCUGUGUUUCUAAGCAACAAGCCAAAAACCCGUCUGCUCUGAAGGAGGGUCUGCUGCUGUAUAAGAACAUGCUCCUGCUUCUGCAAACACAGAACAAGCUGGAGGAGAUGCUGGCGGUGUGUCGCGACCUUCUACAGCAGGACCAAUCCUUGGUGGAUGUGUGGCUCACAGUGGCCGACCUGUACGCAACAAAUGGGGAGGGCGAGGCGGUCCGGCAGGUGUUCAGGGAUGCCAUGGAGGUGAACCCCGUGUCUGCCAAGGUGUUCCACUAUGCAGCAAUGUCUGCCAUUAGAGAGGCCCCAGACCUAGCAGCGAGCUGUUUGGAAAACUGCCCUCAGGGGUUCUUUGAUGUUGAAGGACAUGCACCAGAUCCACUUGCUCUUUACUGUGUUUUGUUGGGGCAGACUGUACCUUUAGGUUUCACCCCACCAAGUCUCAAACCUGGCAUCACUGUAGAAUUCAUCAGCGAACAUAAGGCCAAUUUGUGGCUGAAUUAUUGUUUACUGUUGGAGCUAAGAGGGGACAUUGGCCAUGUAAUUGAAAUGUAUGAGACUGCCCUCUGUACUGUGAAUGGACUGAGGAAUGUUACAAAGAUCUGGAAAGGUUACCUGGGAUACCAAUAUCGACAACUGGCCAAGAGCCCUCAAAAAGUGACGGAUCAGCGCAGGCUGAAUUACCUCCUCCACCGCUGCCUGACCACCACCCCUGUGAGAGAGCCUCUGGGGUACUGGCCUGGAACCACUUGGCUCAACUACAGUUGCCUUGGUAACGUUGUGGACCCGUAUCUGGAGUGCCUUUUGCCAGAGGAGCAGGUUAUAUCCAUGGAGAGACUGGGUCAUCUAAUGCCUAGCAACGUGAACCUGGUUGUCAGAUUAUGUGAAGAGUAUUUGAAGCAAGGCGAUGACCAGCGUGCACUCAGUCUCUGCUAUCCGCUAAUAUUGGACGGAACGAACAACAGACACAUUUGGAAACUAGUGACAGCCUUGGCAGUGAAGCAGAGGUCCCAGUUUCAGGUGAUGAAGUUAUUCCGGAGAGCUGUGCAGGCCAACCCAUUUGAUCUUGAAUUAUGGAAACAUUUCCUGCUAAACCAGCUGGCGUUGGGCCCAUCCGCAAGGGAGACCAUUCAAAGCAUUCUCUCUCACUGUAGCCUUCUUGGGUUGAAUGUUGGAGAGUUGCUGGCCUUGAUUAAGGAUUCAUCUGCCACUGGCACUUGAUUAUUAAGAAUGAGCUUUGAGAUUGAAGGGUCUUGUAAUUUAUUCUUUUAACUUGCAUUAUGUGGAAAAGUAUCCACAAUGGUGAUUGCCUUAAUCAAGGGUAAAACAGACUUUUUUUUACCUUUUUCAAAAUUUUGACUAACUUAUAGUUCACAGGAUAUCAUGAUUUUAAAAAUAACAAGUAUAAAUUAAUUUUGGAAGGUAGCUCAAACAGAUUUUAAUAAUACACACAAUUAUUCAAGCUAAAAACUUGAUAUGACUGGGACUGAAAUUGUCCUAAGAUGGCUGAAAAGUUCAUACAAUCCCAGCAGGUGAUAGAGAUCACCAUUAGGUUUUUGUGGUAAGUAUUUAAGGUAACUCAGUUGUUAACAGUGCAAUAAUCACACUGAGUUAUCUUUCCUUUUUUUGUCAGUGUUGUUGCUUGUACAUUCUUGAUUGUUACUAUAAACUGCAAAAGAAGUUGACAGCUGGUGUGGCCAAGUUUGAACAUGACCACAGUUCAACCCCAUGGUGCUGAAAGUUGGGGAAAGUGGCGAGCUAGAAAACACUGGAAUUCUACACACUAUCAAAAGUUCUAACCCAUGCUGGUUCGGGGAAACAAUGAUUUUAAUUGCACAUAACAAUAUAAUGAUCGAGACAUCGGUGCUUUAUUUCCAUGCUGUUUAGUUCACAUUGAGCACAAAUCAUUUUUUAACUUCAUUUGUAUUUCCUUAUUUUCAUUAUGUUUUGAAUUUGGUCAUGUAUUUAUCAUUUUAUUUCUAAAUAUUAGUAUUAGUAACAAUCAAAUUUAUCAUAUUUUUGCUUAAUUGUUUUGUGAAUACAACAUGUAUUUACAUUAAAGUAAAAUAAAUAUUUUCAAAAAAAUGCUGAUUUAUUUAUAAUAUGAUGAAAUAGAUAUCAUAUAUGGUCAUGCAUUUUAUAUUUAUUUAACAUCCAAACAAAUUCUCAAAUUAAAAGCAACAUUUCUAAGGAAGUUUGCCAGUUCACUGUAAAUUAUUGUGUUAUUAAGUUUAACAUAUGCUGUAUGAUAAUGCGUUAAUACUUUGAUGUGACAUUGUUACUGACUUUCCUUCAAGAAUUUACUCCAUGUAUAAUUAUCUGUUAUUAUUUAUAAAAUAAAUGGUAAAUGUGA
This is a messenger RNA of Dreissena polymorpha, 8012 nucleotides long. RefSeq names its product zinc finger C3H1 domain-containing protein-like. Gene Ontology annotation, molecular function: protein binding. The record is from RefSeq and is a predicted model, not a curated record. The transcript has 34 exons. Gene Ontology annotation, cellular component: nucleus; exosome (RNase complex). Bases 107 to 6880 code for a protein of 2257 amino acids. Lineage: Eukaryota; Metazoa; Mollusca; Bivalvia; Myida; Dreissenidae.